Mya arenaria is the source of this 2096-nucleotide messenger RNA. RefSeq lists its product as uncharacterized. Bases 128 to 1144 code for a protein of 338 amino acids. The transcript has 10 exons. Lineage: Eukaryota; Metazoa; Mollusca; Bivalvia; Myida; Myidae. Gene Ontology annotation, molecular function: NAD binding; oxidoreductase activity, acting on the aldehyde or oxo group of donors, NAD or NADP as acceptor; NADP binding. The record is from RefSeq and is a predicted model, not a curated record. Gene Ontology annotation, biological process: glucose metabolic process.
AAGUCGAAAUUUGCGGAAUUUGAAUGAAGUGAUUUCCCUUAGUUGAAAAUAUCAUCCUCUUUGCGCAUGCGCACUUCACCUUCCUUUGCCGGCUAACGAGGACAAGUAGUUAAACCAGACAUCAAACAUGUCUAUCAAAGUUGGAAUUAACGGUUUUGGUCGUAUUGGCCGUCUGACAGCCAGAGCUGCCCUGGAGCAGUCUGCAGACCAGGUCACUGUGGUUGCCAUUAAUGACCCCUUCAUCUCUCUGGAGUACAUGGUGUACAUGUUCCGUUACGAUACCACUCACGGAAAAUUCAAGGGAACUGUUGAGGCUAAGGAUGGAAAGCUGGUGAUCAAUGGCAAAGCCAUCUCUGUAUAUAUGGAGAGGGAAGCAGGUGCCAUUCCAUGGGCCAAAGAUGGAGCUGACUAUGUCGUGGAAUCUACUGGUGUCUUCACCACCCUUGACAAAGCUGGUGCCCAUUUAACUGGUGGAGCUAAGAAGGUGAUCAUCUCUGCCCCCUCCGCAGACGCCCCUAUGUUUGUGGUUGGUGUGAACGAAGACAAAUAUGUAAAAUCCAACAAUGUGGUCAGCAAUGCAUCUUGCACAACAAACUGUCUGGCUCCUCUUGCCAAGGUGAUCAAUGAUGAGUUCGGCAUUGUUGAGGGUCUGAUGACGACGGUGCACGCGUACACCGCCACGCAGAAGGUCGUUGAUGGUCCCAGCAUGAAGGACUGGCGUGGAGGAAGGACCGCUGCACAGAACAUCAUUCCAUCGUCCACUGGCGCAGCAAAGGCUGUAGGAAAAGUCAUCCCAGAACUGAAUGGAAAGUUGACGGGUAUGGCUUUCCGUGUGCCGGUACAGGAUGUGUCAGUUGUCGACCUGACUGUUCGAAUUGAAAAGGGGGCCAGCUAUGAUAAGAUCAAGGCAGCAAUUAAGGCCGCAUCUGAAGGAAAAAUGAAGGGUAUUCUCGGCUACACAGAAGAAGCCGUCGUCUCAUCUGACUUCAUCGGAGAUAACCACAGCAGUAUCUUUGAUGCCUCUGCCGGCAUCUCCCUCAAUGACAACUUUGUCAAGCUUGUGUCAUGGUAUGACAAUGAGUAUGGUUACAGCAACCGUGUGGUUGAUUUGAUCAAACACAUGGCAAAAGUCGACGGCAAGUAAUCAGCUGAUGAGCCCAGCCAAGCUGUAGUGUGCUAAAAAAUCGCUGCAGAUGUUGGUCCUAUAGACUAAACUCUAUAUAGUUUCGUAACUUUGUGUUUUAUUUUUAAAAGAAAGUUAUGACCUUUAGUCUUAAAAUGGAGGGUACAAACUCUGGACUUCCUUGAAUAAGAUUGUAGUGGUUUUAGAAUUUUUUGUUUAUUAUCGAGUUUAGUGCUAUCAAUAGUGUUAAGAAUUUCGUUGUUGUCAUCUAAGCACAAGCCAACAAACACUUUUUUUGAAUACAAUAAAACCAGGUUUGCAUCCGAUUUUAUCUUACACCUGACUCUUAAUUCUCUGUGAUUUUACCCCAUAAUAUUUGUGCUAUCUUGGAGAGAUUGUAUUCCACAAUUUACAUAGCCUUACUUUUCUGUUUCAAUUGUGUAAGAUUUGUUUUUAUAAUUAUUAUUAUGUUAUUAUUGGGUCUUCAUUGACCCUCCCAACACGCAAAUAGUGCUAUAAGAACCAUUGUAGCUGUGUUGAUUAAAAGUUACAAGGAUUUAUUCUUUACUUUUUCACAUAACUCAGUGGUUUGUUGUUUGUGUUGUAUUUUCAACAUGUAGAAUAUGAGAUUAUAAAUGUGGUUUGUGUAUGGAUUAUCAUGUAGGAGAUGUGAAACAAAUUGACGUGGAAUUUUAAAGUAUUUGUAAUUGGUCAAAUUCAAUAGUAUGAGAUCUGUUGUCAGUUCAUGAACAAACAAUGUGCCAUAGGUUUAAUAUUAUUUGGUGAAGUAUAUACUGGUAACAACUACAAAAAUAGUAUUUAUUGCUGUCAAACUUUAUAAUCCUGUUAUCUGGUGUGGAUGGUAGUUUGUGUGAAGAACGUGUAUGGGUGAGAAGCUUUGUUAAGUUGUGGUGUAUUUUAAUUUCUUCAGAUGCUGAGACUUUUGUUCUUGUAAUACAGUAAUGCAAACCUG